AUGGGUCUUGCUAGUAAACUGGCAUCCGCUCAAAGUGGCGCACCUCCAGGUGCUGCCCCUACAACCUCAGCUCAAAACGCUCCCGCAAGAGUAAACACAAUUGGUUCUCCUCAACAACAACAAGCUAAUACUUAUGGUGCCCCUCCAUCAGGUGCUCCAGGAUCUUAUGGAUCAGGUGCUCCAGCUCCAGCUCCAGCUUACGGAAACAGACCUGCUCAACAACAACAAUACGGAGCCGGUUCUUACGGCCAACAACAGCAGCAGCCUGGCGCUUAUGGUCAGCAACAACAACAACCUGGAGCCUAUGGUCAGCAACAACAGCCUGGAGCCUAUGGUCAACAACCUGGUGCUUAUGGUCAACAGCCUGGCGGUUACGGACAGCAACCUGGAGCCUAUGGUCAACAACAAAGACCUGGUGCAUAUGGCCAGCAACAACCUGGAUACGGUCAACAGCAACAGCCUCAAUAUGGCCAGCAGCAAUACGGUCAACAGCAACAGCCUCAAUAUGGCCAACAACCAGGCGGCUAUGGCCAACCUCAACAACAACAACAACAAGGUGGCGCAGGUACUCAAGGGUUCUACAAUAGCUUAAUGAAGGCAGUCCAAGAAAACCGUCUACAGGCAUUUUACAGUCCUCAACGUAUUCAGCAAAUUGCCGGCUCCAUUGGCAACAAAAUUGAUCAAGUGUCUCAAUAUUGGAAGAUUCCUAUGGAAAUUGCACUUGAUCUUGUACGCCUUGCUCUUUACGAUAUUAUCAUUUACGCUGAUGAUUCAGGUUCCAUGUCUUUUGAAGAAAAUGGUGAACGUAUUGAUGACCUGAAACUUAUUAUUUCUCGUGCAGCAUACAUUGCUUCUCUCUUUGAUGAUGAUGGUAUUGAGGUCCGCUUCAUGAAUAACUCUACCGAGGGUAAUGGUCUUCGUUCUGAACAAGAAGUGCUAAAUCUCGUGUCUCGCGUCCAAUUCCGUGGUCUUACUCCCCUUGGCACAAACCUCGAACGAAAGGUUCUUACCCCCUUGGUUAUUGGUCCUGCUCGUAACCGUGCCCUGAAGAAGCCUGUUUUGGUUAUCACAGUCACUGACGGUACUCCUGCCGGUGAGUCACCUUCAACUCUUACAAAUGUUAUUGCUCAGGCCAAGAAUGAGCUCUCAAGAACACAAUACGGACCAGGUGCUCUUGGUCUCCAGUUUGCACAAGUCGGCAAUGAUAUUCGUGCACGCGAAUUUUUAGCCAAGCUCGAUGUUGACCCAAUAGUAGGUGGAAUGGUUGACUGUACAUCUAAUUUUGAGGUUGAACAAGACGAAAUGGCCCGUUUGGGUGUCAAUCUCGACCCCCAAACUUGGCUAGUCAAAAUGCUUUUGGGUGCUAUUGAUCCCAGUUACGAUGAACAAGACGAGAAGCACUAA
Magnusiomyces paraingens is the source of this 1404-nucleotide messenger RNA. RefSeq lists its product as uncharacterized. The coding region runs from base 1 to 1404 and encodes 467 amino acids. The record is from RefSeq and is a predicted model, not a curated record. NCBI's taxonomy places the organism in Eukaryota, Fungi, Ascomycota, Dipodascomycetes, Dipodascales, Dipodascaceae. The transcript has a single exon.